This is a messenger RNA of Balaenoptera musculus (blue whale), 2191 nucleotides long. It is a transcript of the gene CD200R1, whose product is annotated as CD200 receptor 1. The coding region runs from base 194 to 1267 and encodes 357 amino acids. Gene Ontology annotation, cellular component: external side of plasma membrane. The record is from RefSeq and is a predicted model, not a curated record. NCBI's taxonomy places the organism in Eukaryota, Metazoa, Chordata, Mammalia, Artiodactyla, Balaenopteridae. The transcript has 8 exons. Gene Ontology annotation, biological process: regulation of neuroinflammatory response. Gene Ontology annotation, molecular function: signaling receptor activity.
AAGUUACUAAUCAGGCUGAAACACAUAGAGUUGAAGGAAGGGGCUAGGAGGAAAGAAGUGUCGUACUGCUAACGGGCUAAGAGGAUCCAGCACGGAGAAGUGGACCAAAGAGAGCCUCACCAUGUCCAUAGCUCCUUUUACACCUGUGUGGAGGAACAGUGCUGAGUGAAGGGCAGAAAAUAAGAAAACAGAAAUGCUCUGCACUUGGAUAACUUCAGAUCUUCAGCUACUACUGAUUUUGACUCUCUUCUUAGUUGCAGAAUGCAUAAGUGCAGUAAUGGAAGAUCUUGUUACAUCAAACAACUCAUUAAUGCAGGAGAUGGGCAAGGACAAUUACAGUUGGGCUUCAACAAUUACUUCAUCUAUGGACAGAAAGCAGAGCACUGUAACACCUCCUGCAGAAGUUAACACUUCACUAUCAGUACUAGUGGGUACAAAGGCUGUGCUCUCUUGCCCUCCUGUGCUGUGGACAAGUAUGCUGCUAACAACAUGGGAAAUAGUCCUCAGAGACAAGUUGCCCUGCUUCAGAGCCUUCAGGGGUGAUACAAAUGAGACCAAGGGAGGAAACUGUACCGACGAGAGAAUAACCUGGGCCUCCAGACUUGACGAGAAUCCUGCCCUUCAGAUUGAUCCAGUGGCCAUCACUCAUGAUGGGUAUUACAGGUGUCAAAUGGUAACACCUGAUGGGAAUUUCCAUCGUGGAUAUCACCUCCAAGUGUUAGUGCCCCCUGAGGUGACCCUGGUUCAAACUGAGAAUGGAACUGCAGUGUGCAAGGCAGUUGCAGGGAAGCCAGCUGCACAGAUCUCCUGGACCCCAGAGGGAGAUUGUGUCACUGAGCAAAAACGUCAUUGGGGCAAUGGCACAGUGACCAUCCAGAGUACAUGCCACUGGGAGGGCCGCCAUGUACCUAAUGUGUCCUGCUCUGUCUUCCACUUGACUGGCAACAGGAGUCUGUCCAUAGAGCUGGAUCAAGAUGCCAAAACAUCAGCACCCUUAAGAAUUUUACGUAUCGUCCCCCCUAUUUUUAUUAUCUUGGUCAUCGUUGGAUCCAUUUGGCUUUUGAAAAUCAGCGGCUGCAGAAAACGUAAAUUGAAAGAAACAGAACAUACUUCAGUUGUUGAGGAGGAUGAAAUGCAGCCCUAUGCCAGCUACACAGAGAAGAACAAUCCACUUUAUGAUACUACAAACAGGGUGAAGAUGUCUAAGGUGUUACAAAGUGAAGUUGAUGGGAUGAGUCUCCAUACUGUAUAUGUUCCUGAAGUGUAGCACCAGGACAAAUGAAUCAAGAUACAGUACAGAUACUGUUUUGAUUUUCUUGGAGUUCUGGAAUGGAAGGCCUAUUUUGAAAUUAGCUUUUCAAAAAUUCUUAGAAGACAGAGACAUUCUAGAGGAUUUGCAUUCAUAUCCUUAUACAUUUGAAAUUUUAGAAUUUUAGCUGUUACUAGGUAGUUCUUUGAAGAACUGAUAUUAUUACAAAGAAAGCUCAUGCUCAUGAUAAAAUAUUCAAAUUGUUCAAUACAGUAGAUGAUGAAAACUGAGUUACCUCAAGUAACUCCACAGAAGGAACAAUUAACCAACAGUUUUUAUGUAAUCUUCUAGAAAAUUUCUAUGUGCAUAUGUCAUAUCUAUAUGUGCAUGGUAUAUAUGUACACUUAUAUGUCCAUUUACAUAUACAUACACAUAUCCUUGUCAAGACACAAAUGGGAACAUACCAUAGUUUUGUUCUGUACUUACAGAAAGCUAAUAAUAUAAUAUAUCCUGAAGAUCUUUUAUAUCAACACAAGCAGAACUACCUCAUUCUUCCUAAUGGUUACAAAAAAUUCCAUUGUAUGUAAUGGAAUUUAAUUUAAUUAACCACAACUCUAGUGGUGGACAUUUAGAUUAAGUUUUGUUUGUUUUGCUAUUAUAAACAAUACUACAUAGAAUGUUUCUUGUGACUAUAUCUCUUUGUAUGUGUUUGAAUAUAUCUGUAAGAUAAUUUCCUUGAGUGAAAUUGCCAGGUCAAAGGGUUUGUGCAUUUCUUUUAUUGACUAAUACGUCAAACUGUGUCAAUUUACAUCCCCUCCAACCCUGUUUGAAUGUGCCUUUUCUGUUAUUUUAAUAUCCGUAAAAUGCCAACCUACUGUUAGCUAAUAUGAUAUAAGAUUAUAAUAAGAAUUUCACUAUUUAAUAAAACUGAAUUUAUAUUUU